Messenger RNA from Saprolegnia diclina VS20, 1301 nucleotides. RefSeq lists its product as hypothetical. Bases 43 to 1047 code for a protein of 334 amino acids. NCBI's taxonomy places the organism in Eukaryota, Oomycota, Saprolegniomycetes, Saprolegniales, Saprolegniaceae. Gene Ontology annotation, cellular component: Golgi apparatus; endoplasmic reticulum. Gene Ontology annotation, biological process: peptidyl-L-cysteine S-palmitoylation; protein targeting to membrane. The record is from RefSeq and is a predicted model, not a curated record. The transcript is spliced from 6 exons. Gene Ontology annotation, molecular function: protein-cysteine S-palmitoyltransferase activity.
CGCCGACUGCCUUUAAAAACGAGGUUCGAAGGUCGACCGCCGAUGCGCCACGAGUUCGAGAAGCGACGCCAGCCCGACCGCUGUGGCACGGGCUUCCGCUCGACCGUGUGGCUCAACUGGGACUGCUGCGGCCUCGUCUGCGCCGCCAUCUCGUGGUUCCUCAUCGUCUACGCCGAGUACGUCGUCGUGGGCGUCGUGCUCGUGCCCUGGAUGGGCGCCAGCCUGCUUGGCCUCUUGCACAUCUCUGUCUUCACGCUGCUGUGCUUUAUGGCGCUCGUCUCGCAUGGCAAAGCCAUGAUGACGGACCCGGGCUCCGUGCCCGACGAUGCGAUCCCUGUCGCGCUCAAGUACGCGCCGCGUGAAGAGAUGAAUCGCUUGGAAGAGCAGCGGUACCGGACGUGCCGGCGGUGCAAGAUCUACAAGCCGGCGCGGGCGCACCACUGCAGCAUCUGCGAGCGCUGCGUCGUCAAGAUGGACCACCACUGCCCGUGGGUAAACAACUGCGUCGGGCUCGGGAACCACAAGUUCUUCCUCCUCUUCAUCUUUUACGUCUUUCUCCUCUCGCUGUACGCCAUGGCGCUCGUCGUCGCCCGCUACUCGCACUGCAUGCACGAAACGUGCGCGAGCACGGGCGCCGUUCACGUCAUCUGCCUCUGCCUCGAGGCCGUUCUUUUCGGCCUCUUCACCAUGUGCAUGAUGUGCGACCAGUACAGCGUCAUUACGACGGGCACGACGCAGAUCGACCGGCUCAAAGGCGAGACAAGCGAGAACCUCGGGAUCCGCGAGGUCUUUGGCGGCGUCAACAACAAGAUCGCGCUGCACUGGUUCCUACCCGUCAACAUUUGGUUCCCCGAGUCGAUCAAGGAGCAGUUGCUCGGCUACGCGCUCGAGUCGGCACGGGUGCAGGACGACGUCGACGAGGCGGCUGCGUUCCUCGACCCGUCCGUGCCCGACGGCGCCGAGACGACAACUGAAAAGGUCAUUCUCGAAGGCGGGUGGUCGGUGGAGAAGCAUGUACCCAAGCAAGAGGACAUCCACGUCGUAUAACCCCUAAAUACAGCGAGCGGUGCCCCUUCGACCGUCGGAUGGAGCGGACCACGACGCGCUUUGUAUGGAGCAGGCUGACGUGCGGUCCGUGCGAGGGCGCAUGUGCAACACCGGCAACGUGACAACAGUGACGAGGCCCACAGAAUGAAGACUCCGUACGCCAGAGAGACUGACACUACUGUGCCCACCUCUGUACAUCGAGAUGUGUGUUGAUGCUAGAACCUCGUAAUGAUGCAAAGUAUUGUUGCUCGAAG